AUGAGCCGCCAGCAGCCUCAGCAGCAACCUCAGGUUCAGCCCUGCAGAUACAAAGUCGGAAAGACACUGGGAGCGGGCUCGUACUCCGUCGUCAAGGAAUGCGUCCAUAUUGAUACCGGGCGCUACUAUGCGGCCAAAGUUAUCAACAAGCGACUCAUGGCGGGGCGAGAGCACAUGGUUCGCAAUGAAAUCGCCGUCCUCAAAAAGGUGUCCAUGGGGCACCAAAACAUCCUAACGCUAGUCGACUACUUCGAGACAAUGAACAACCUCUAUCUUGUUACGGACCUGGCUCUCGGAGGCGAACUGUUUGAUCGCAUCUGCCGCAAGGGCUCAUACUAUGAAUCCGAUGCGGCCGAUCUCAUCCGCGCAACGCUGUCCGCCGUCGCAUACCUCCACGACCACGGUAUUGUUCACCGCGACUUGAAGCCCGAGAAUCUACUCUUCCGCACACCCGAAGACAAUGCAGACUUGCUCAUCGCCGACUUUGGUCUCUCCCGCAUCAUGGACGAGGAACAGUUCCAUGUCUUGACCACCACCUGCGGCACUCCUGGCUACAUGGCUCCCGAGAUUUUUAAGAAGACGGGCCAUGGUAAGCCCGUCGACCUGUGGGCCAUAGGCGUCAUCACCUACUUCCUCCUGUGCGGUUACACCCCGUUCGACCGUGACUCCGACUUUGAAGAGAUGCAGGCCAUCCUCAACGCCGACUACAGCUUCACUCCGGUCGAGUACUGGCGCGGCGUCUCGUCGUAUGCCAAGGACUUCAUCCGCCGCUGCCUCACCAUCGACCAGGACAAGCGCAUCACUGCCCACGAAGCCCUGCAGCACCCCUUCGUCGCCGGCCUCGCGCCCUCAGAUGGCGCUGGCGAGAACUUGUUGCCCACGAUUAAGAAGAACUUCAACGCUCGGCGCACGCUUCACGCUGCCAUCGACACCGUUCGCGCCAUCAACAAGCUCCGUGAGGCGCAGAAUCUGAUGAUGGACGGCGCCCGCUCCCAAGAGCCUGCUCGCGCUCGUGGAGGUCCCAACGCUGCUGCUCCGCCCAUCAGCGGUGCUCGUAAGGACGACAGCGCCAUAUCUAUGGGCUCUAGUCAGGGCAACGACGUCGACACCAGCGCUCACAGACAGGCUGAUGAUGUAGUCAUGGGCAACACAACGCCCAGCUCCGACGUGCCUGCGUUGCUACAGCCAGGCAAUCUAGCUAACCGUAUCGUGCAAACAAGCAAAGGUCUCUGGAACCCUGAAGCCGCAAGGUAG
Trichoderma breve is the source of this 1254-nucleotide messenger RNA. RefSeq names its product protein kinase domain-containing protein. The transcript is spliced from 2 exons. Gene Ontology annotation, biological process: cellular response to oxidative stress; protein phosphorylation. Bases 1 to 1254 code for a protein of 417 amino acids. Gene Ontology annotation, molecular function: ATP binding; calcium/calmodulin-dependent protein kinase activity; calmodulin binding. NCBI's taxonomy places the organism in Eukaryota, Fungi, Ascomycota, Sordariomycetes, Hypocreales, Hypocreaceae. The record is from RefSeq and is a predicted model, not a curated record.